Molecule: messenger RNA, 1140 nt
Organism: Aspergillus ochraceoroseus IBT 24754
Lineage: Eukaryota; Fungi; Ascomycota; Eurotiomycetes; Eurotiales; Aspergillaceae
Product: putative oxidative stress response protein Oxr1
Exons: 2
Coding region: 1-1140 (379 amino acids)
Biological process (GO): response to oxidative stress
Cellular component (GO): nucleus
Source: RefSeq, a predicted model, not a curated record
AUGUCGUCCGCCUGUAACCCCUCGACCACCUCCGCUGCAGGAACUGAUCCUCCACCCCGCGAAAACAAAGACAAGCAACGCACUGUGGGAGCUCCCUUCCAUCAAUCUGCGGCCUCCUACUUCUCCUACCCCGUCACCCACGUCGUAUCCGGUCUCUACCGCCGUCUAACCGACCCUCCUCCCAGUGACAACAAACCCCGCAAUUCCACCAUGGGCAGCCGUCUGCGACCUACCCCCGAGGACCGCGCCUCUUCCUCCUCCUCCUCCUCCUCCUCCUCCUCCUCCUCCUCCUCCCAGCCAGUCGUCACGCCUCUGCGCACUGCCUCCCCCUUCCAACCGCCGCCUCUGACCCCCCUCACCCUCACCGGGGAUACAGCCAACCUCCAGCAGCAACUGCUCACGCGCGCCCUCGCCGAAGAAAUCCGCCUGCUAGUUCCAGCCCGCCUGCAACUCGUCGACACCUGGCGUCUCGCCUACAGCCUCGACCGCGACGGCGCCUCGCUCUCCACGCUCUACGAAAACUGCCGCGACAUCUCCCACCGCAGCCCACGAGCCGGCUACGUGCUCGUCAUCCGCGACUCCUCCCCCCCCUCCGGCGCCGUCUUCGGCGCUUACAUGACCGACCCCCCGCACCCACACCCCCACUACUUCGGCACAGGAGAGUGUUUCCUCUGGCGCGCCAGCGUGCUGUCGCCGCCGCCGCCGCCGCCGCCACUGUCGCUCCUCCCCACGGACGCAUCCCACUCCGCGGACGACUUCUACGAGAAAGCCGGCCUCCCUCUUCCCCCGAGCGCAGACACAACCCACGCCGGACGCUCCACGACCCUCCGCAGCGACAAGUCUCUCACCCCGCACGGGUACGCAAUCGCCCAGACAAAUGGACGGUCAAGCGGCACUAGUACCCCCGAUCGUAUCCGCUUCAAGGCCUUCCCCUAUAGUGGUGUGAAUGAUUACAUGAUGUUCUGUGAAACUGGUUUUCUCAGUUUAGGUGGAGGAGAUGGCCACUACGGUCUCUGGCUCGACUCCAGCAUCGAAAAAGGCGUCAGCCAGGCCUGUCAAACAUUUGGAAACGAGCCUCUCUCCGACGAGGGCGUCAAAUUCGACGUUAUCGGUACAGAGGUGUGGUAUGUCGGAGCAUAA